This is a messenger RNA of Phyllotreta striolata, 1736 nucleotides long. Lineage: Eukaryota; Metazoa; Arthropoda; Insecta; Coleoptera; Chrysomelidae. The record is from the annotation of a GenBank genome assembly.
AUGGAUUUUCUCGACAGCCUCGACGAUUUCCGCAGGCACGUAAGCCGCAUCGGCAUCAGGCAAUUCCUGCUCGACUCCAACCUCCUACCGGCCGUCAUCCCGUGCACCUCCUGCGCCGGCGGCAAGUGCAGGAUGAACAAGACCGGCAGAUCGCUGCUGUUCUACAGGUGCAGCACGCGCACCUGCAGGCGCAAGCAGUCCAUCAAGAAGAACACCGUCUUCGACUCGGUGAACAUCCGGAUGGAGUUCUACGUGGAGGUGCUCGUCAUGUGGUUCCUCAAGUAUCCGCCGCGCGACAUCAUCCGCGAGAGCAGCUUGGUGCGGAAUACCGUGUACCAGUGCCUGAGGAACAUCAGGGAGCUGGUGUUCGUGUACUUGGAGGAGAUGGCGCGGCCCAUCGGGGGCCCGGGGGUGGUCGUGGAGAUCGACGAGACCGUGUACGACAAGCGCAGGUAUAACUUGGAGCGCGUGACGUCCGACGAGUGGCUGGUGAGCGGGAUCUGCAGGGAAAGCAGGACGUGGUUCCUGCAGCGCGUGGAGAAACCGACGGCGCAGGGGCUGAGGGAGCUGAUAGAGAAGUGGGUGCUGCCGGGUAGCGUGAUAGUAACGGACACGUGGCAGGGAUGCAUGAAUUUGAAUUUCAGCUUGGAGCAUUUCGUGGAACCCGAUGUGGGUCGGAAGAGAAGUAGGGUGUCCGAAUUGGCUUCGGAGGCCAAGAAGGACCUGUGGAGGCGGUACGGGAAAAUGUCUGCGCACCACGAGAUUCUCAUGGACCUCGACGACUUCCGCAGGCACGUAAGCCGCAUCGGCAUCAGGCAAUUCCUGCUCGACUCCAACCUCCUGCCGGCCGUCAUCCCGUGCACCUCCUGCGCCGGCGGCAAGUGCAGGAUGAACAAGACCGGCAGAUCGCUGCUGUUCUACAGGUGCAGCACGCGCACCUGCAGGCGCAAGCAGUCCAUCAAGAAGAACACCGUCUUCGACUCGGUGAACAUCCGGAUGGAGUUCCACGUGGAGGUGCUCGUCAUGUGGUUCCUCAAGUACCCGCCGCGCGACAUCAUCCGCGAGAGCAGCUUGGAGCGGAAGACCGUGUACCAGUGCCUAAAGAACAUCAGGGAGCUGGUGUUCGUGUACUUGGAGGAGAUGGCGCGGCCCAUCGGGGGACCGGGGGCGGUCGUGGAGAUCGACGAGACCGUGUACGACAAGCGCAGGUAUAACUUGGAGCGCGUGACGUCCGACGAGUGGCUGGUGAGCGGGAUCUGCAGGGAGAACAGGACGUGGUUCCUGCAGCGCGUAGAGAAACCGACGGCGCAGGGGCUGAGGGAGCUGAUAGAGAAGUGGGUGCUGCCGGGAAGCGUGAUAGUAACGGACGCGUGGCAGGGAUGCAUGAAUUUGAAUUUCAGCUUGGAGCAUUUCGUGGAACCCGAUGUGGGUCGGAGGAAAAGCAGGGUGUCCGAAUUGGCUUCGGAGGCCAAGAAGGACCUGUGGAGGCGGUACGGGAAAAUGUCUGCGCACCACGAGAUUCUCAUGGAGUAUAUGUGGAGGACUAUGAAUUUAACGCCGCAGGAUAUGUUCCUUAGUUUUGUGCAGGCGAACAAUCUCUUCUUUCCCAACUAAUUUCGCAAUUUUAAUCAAAAUACAAAGAGAUAAGUGAGACCAAUUUUAUCGUAAAUUAGGUGUUUCCAAUAUUUUUAUAGGUUGUUAUAAAGUUACCAUACACCACGAUUUGUGGUGUAGAA